AUGAAGGUCUUCGUGGAUCGCGACUGUCUGCUGCAUGAUCCACCCUAUGAGAUUCUCUCGGGGAAGCCCGUCCCCUAUUUCGAGAGCCCCGCGCGCUGGCACGCAAUCAAACACGAGCUGGAGAGCUCUCCAUCCUUCGAGAUUGCUGACCGUGAUUCGGAUGUCGAUGUCCUAGGCUAUGCGCAGGCGAUCCACGAUCGAGAUUACAUUCAAUACCUGCGGAAUGCCUACGAGGAUUGGGUGGCAGAUGGAAACGAUAAGGCGCGUUCUCAAAGCCUGGAAACAUUUCAGUAUCCCAAACUGCUAUCGCCCUUACCAUCUAUAGAUGAUUCAGCUGAGGCGUUGUCUCCCAUCGCUAAAGCAGUCGACCUCCAGGGCAUCACGCAGGUUCAUCACUCUGCGGAGGCUAUUGCUUCAUUAACAACGUGGCGGCCGCCGUCCGAUUCCUCCAAACUUCUUGUGCCUCUGAAAUGCCACAGAAAGGGCAGGGGAAAUCUCAUCGACCCGGGCGCGUGCCAGUGGCUGUCCUCGAUAUUGACUACCACCAUGGAAAUGGCAAACGACUACCCUUAUUUCACAGGAUCCACGAAAGAGAAGGGGUCUGGGAUGGGCAUCGGCUGCAAUAUCAACUUUCCCCUUCCGAGAGGAACCACCGACCAGAAAUACUGCGAAACGUUGCGAGAAGCAGUCGCCUGCGUCCAACAGUUCGAGCCAGAGUAUGGGUAA
Messenger RNA from Heterobasidion irregulare TC 32-1, 726 nucleotides. RefSeq lists its product as uncharacterized. Bases 1 to 726 code for a protein of 241 amino acids. The record is from RefSeq and is a predicted model, not a curated record. Lineage: Eukaryota; Fungi; Basidiomycota; Agaricomycetes; Russulales; Bondarzewiaceae. The transcript has 5 exons.